UUUAAUCCCACGAUCUGCGAGUAGAUUAGCCGUGUCUGAACUACGGCGCUAGUGAUGGCAAGAGGGUGAUGCACUGACGAUUGGGAAACAAAAACAAAUACACAAAACACGAAAUCACCUAACUACAAACAACGACCAAAAAUACGUGCUCCAUAGACUAUUCUGUAUGUUUCGUACAAAGCAAGAAUUAAACUUUUUUUUCUGGCUCAUGCACCCACAGAUCUAUUGUGGUUGCUGUUGAGGAGGGGAAAUCAAUAAUUCUAUUUGUGUUUUUUAACUUUCAGCUUUGCAUUGUUCUUGGAAAAUUGUGUGACGUUUGCAAAUUCCUUGAACUUUGGCAUUGGGAGCCCACUUUUGUUUGGCCCCCCGUCUUUGCAGCUCGCCCAUAUUAAGACACAGCUGGUCCUACAGCAGUUGAACUUGGUUGCUCCCAGCAACCACUCACUGCCGGCUUUGUCGCUGCUCAGCCAAGCCCUGCUGAAGAACACCAUGUCACACCCUAUGUAUAACCCAAGGGGACCCUUUCCUGGUCAGAGAACAGUGGUGCCCAGCCAGUAUGGCAUGAACCACCCGCAGAACAUGAUGAUGCAAGGGGGUCACAUGGGGUCACAAGGGAUGCAGGGGAUGCAGCCUCAAGGAACGCUACCUCAGAUGAUGCCUCAACAGAUGGGUUUUCAAGGACCUUUGCACAGGCCAUCUCCCCCAGUCCAAAACACUCUUUCAAAGAUCGACAUGCAGAUCCGAAGCACCCAAGAUGAAGUCCGCAUGCUGUCGCAGGUGUUGCAGCAGAUGAACCCGAGGUUAAAGAAGGAGAAAAUGGAAGGUGUUCUUCCCCCACGGCCAAGCCAGGAAAAGCAGAGGAUGAUGAGCAGAGUGGAAGACAGAGGACAGGACUGGUCUUCCUACCAGGCCCCACCAACCAAGCUCUUUGCUUCAUGGUUCAGAGAUGCUCCGGAGAGGAGUCACGCUGAAGGCAAGGAGAGCCAGCCAGCUCCACGGUCAGUGGAGAGUCGCCAAAACCGAUACACGACAGAGAGCACCACCAGCAUCCUGGCCAGCUUCGGACUGUCCAAUGAAGACUUGGAGGAGCUCAGCCUUUACCCAGACGAGCAGCUCACGUCAGACAACUUGCCUUUUAUUUUAAGAGAUAUUAAGCUGCAGAAAAUGAAAAGACAUUUGUCUGGCGUGGAUAGGCCUCCGUCGUCUCCUGGAGGCGGGGAAGUGGUAGGCAGUGAAUUGCAGCACAGCAAAGUAAUCGAUUAUGGACAUUCAAGCAAAAUUGGUUGUUCAGAGCAGCCUGUGGAACGGCCAAUCUACAAACAAGAAGUGCCAGCUAAGGAACAGGCUUUUGGAGGGCCAUCGAGCAUGCAGCUCAAAUUUGCAAUAGAGACACUGGUCUCUAAAGACAACCGUGGUCGGCAUACUUUUUCUAAUCGUUUUGCCAAAACAGACUUGCCUGUAGACAAAAUGUCACAGACGACCUUACCUGGCAGUGCAGCUAGAGCGUUGAAUAAGCAAGCAACCAGCCAAAAUCCAGUCAGCAAGCCCACCAUAAGCAACCCUCUCAGAGCCAGCCAGGUGGAAGGCAGUGGAUUGGCGAAAGCUUUCCCGCUGUCCAAAGGAUCCUGGACCCUGGCGUUUCCCGUGAGCGAUUCAUCGUUGAGCAAGAGGCUGCCGACCCCCACCAUGAAGAACGAUUAUUAUGCUGCCUCUCCAAGAAUCUUUCCCCAUACAUGUUCACUGUGUAACAUAGAAUGUAUACAGUUACAGGACUGGAUUGAACAUCAGAACACAGCUCUUCAUAUUGAAAGAUGCAGGCAUUUUCGCCACCAAUACCCUGACUGGGAACCUGAGAUAUUGCCAAAUUUGAGGAAUGUGUCAAACGUUCCACAGCAGAGUAAGAGCCCGAAGAGGCGCACCAGGUCCAUAUCACCCAGCCAACGGCGGUACUGGGGUCGACCAUGGUCAAGAAGUCGCUCUGGGUCAAGGGGUCGCGUGCGGUACAGCCGGUCUCGCUCGCGGAGCCCCCCCAGGUAUAGGCGCAGCAGGUCGCGGAGCCCGCCUCGCCGCCGUCCCCGAUUCAGACCCCGCCGGUCUCGCAGCCCAUCGCCCCAACACCGCAGGACUUGCUCACGCACACCCCCUCGCAGGUCCUGGAGCCCCCCGCCUGCCUGCCGCUCCCCUCACAGGGUGAGCCCUCAUAGGGUCAGCCCCCGGCGAUGCAAUCGAUCCAUCAGCAGUGAGAGGCUGGCCAAGAAACUCAUCCAGUCCACAGGUUUGUCUGCUUCAGAAAAUACUUCCUUGGAGGCUAUGAUGCAGACCCUGGCCCCUGCCAUCCUUGCGGAGCUGGCCAAGAAAAAGUCAGCCAGCGCCAGUGUCUCUUCUUCCACUUUCAAGUUGCACGGCUCCAAGACACAGAGCAAGCCCUCUGCAACAGCGACCAAAAAAAAGAGUGGGUCUUCUGCAAACACCAAGAAAGAGAUUUCCUCCUCGACUGUGUCAGCAAGAAAUACAGAGGCCAUCUCAGAAAAGGAUUCAAAAACCGUUGAUCAAGAUAUUGCCGUCGAAGGGAUUAUUAAACCCAAGAACAUCAACGGGGUCACAGUUCGCAUCUCUGAUUUGCCAGAAUCCAAGUACACAGACCAGGAUUUCAUUCAAACUUUUCAGCCCUUUGGAGAAGUCAGCCGUGUGUUGCUAAUUAAGCGAAAAAAGGAGGCUUUUGUGACCAUGCAGUUUGAGGAGGCAGCCAAGGCAGUAAUUGAGUUUGCUAGAACGGAUCAUUUGCUGAUCCGGGGGAGACGAGUGAAAGUCACCUUGGAAGGCAAGGAUAAAAAGGAACUGAAGAAGCCAAGCCCAGUUAUACAGAAAAAAGAGGGGACAAAUGUAGAGUGUAUAAAGAAUACAGAAACCAAAAACUCAGAAGCCAAGGAUGGUAAGAAGCUUCAGAAGAAGAAAGAGAAGGAGCCCGUGAAACCUGUGGUCCUGAUCACUGGCCUUCCAGAAAGUGGUUACACCGAAAAAGACCUUACAAAACUGGCCAUAGAUUUUGGUUCAUCAAAGGUUGUCAUUGUUCCAUCACAUAAAAAGGCAUAUAUGGAGUUAUCAAACUCAACAUCUGCAGAUGCAAUGGUUAACAUUUACAAGUCCAUUCCAGCUAAAUUAAUGGAGAAUGAACUGAGCAUUACACUGCUGCCAACAAACAUAGACCUGCAAAGUUCGGAGGCUAUCUUCAAAGAUAUACUUGGACUGACCAGAGCUGAUGCUUCUAAGUGUGCAAAGAAUACAUGCAAGCGACCAAGUCUAAAGGAGUUAAAUAGGCUUCCGCAGAAAUUGGUAACUAUCAGCAAUUUGCCAGACGAAGGCAAUGUAACUGAAGAGCUGCUGGAAAUGGUUAAGAAGUUGGGGAAUGUGAGGCGCUCUGUCUGCUUGAAGGACAAGCUCAUUAUAGAACUGGAGACACCAGCUGUGGCCAAGAUGGUGUGUAAUCAUUACAAUGAGUUCCCCUACACCAUGCAAAACAAAGUCCUUGAGUUCUCCAUGUCUCCAAAAGCAUUCUCCAGGGAACAGAUCCAAAAAGAUCUGAAUCAAAAACCUGAUAAAGCGCCCAAGACAACCACAGCUGCCAGUAAACCAGCAACUUCAAGCAAGGCCGCCGAUUCAAGCAAGGCUGUGGUUACAGCUCAACCUACCCCCGGCUCAGUCUCGGUCACUGCAACACCAUCUGUCACCGCUGCCAGUGUCUACACAGUGCCGAGUCAACCAGUAGUUACCAGCAACCCAAAUCCUGCUCCUCUGCCCACAAGUAUCAGCAAGCCUGAUGCAACCAGUGCUACAGCAAAUGCUAGUGAGCCCACAAUAGCUGCUGAGUCAGUUGAUUUCAAUCAGCCGAAAACUGACUGCAAAGAUGCUCUCACAGCAACUGCAGGUACAAGCAAGCCUCUAGAGUCCAACGGCCUCAAAGAAACAAGUACGGCCAUAACAGCCUUCAACUCAACGUCUGGUAGCUCAUGUAAAUCUGGAGGUCUGACAACAGAGCAAAGCAAACCAGCAGUUCCAAAGACUGAGGCUUCCAGUGCCAGCUCCCUAGAAGCAGCCUGCAGUCUUCCAGGAGCAAAGAGUGAGCCUACAACUCUCAUUACCAGCCUCCCCACAUCCACCAUGCCAGUAGAGGACAUCAACCAAUCUAAGAACAGCAGUCUGUCCACAUUAACAAGCAAGACCACGAGCAAGGUCACGGUUACUAGCCCCCCUGCACAAACAAGCAAGCCAGCAAAUGAAAAUCCAACCACACCCACAGUCAACAUCACAGUGAUCAGUGAACCUGGGGCUGCUUCAAGUGAUGCAGAGGCAGUUACGACCCAGGAGACGACAAACCUGCCAGCUCCGGACUCCCAGGUGAGCACAGAGGCACCUACAGACGCUCCUGAAGAGAUGGACACUGCUGCCUCCUCGGUAACCGAUGAUGUUCUAAAAGUCCUGGAAACUUCAAUGCAGGAAGGUGGUGCUCUAUCUAAAGUAACAUGCAUCAGUCUGGCUGAUGGUCUGGCUCAAGAAGUUAGUGGUUCAAACGCAGAUGAGUCUUCUGCGGGCAGCACAGAGAUGGUACCUGUGGUGACGGCCUCCGAUGCCAAAUCUACUCCAGAAGUACAACUCAAAGAGGAAACCCUAGCAGCCACUGAUAAUGCCGCAGACGCCAUAGUCCCUGAAAAACCUAAAGGUGUUAAAAGCAAUAACAAUCCCAAACUAGCUUGCAAGGAGGCCAGCCAGCAGGCAGAAACCAGCGCAGCACCAGACAGUACCCGCAGGACCAGAGAGACCAGGAGGACUGUGGCAAAAAUGGAGCCCAAGAAAGAGGUGGGCCAAUCCAGCCUUGCACAGGGGGGCAGGGGGAGUGCGACUGGGAAUCGGAGGGGCAGGGAGGUCUGCAGCCCAGAAGGGGGCCGCCAGGGACGGGAGGUCACUUGCUCCCUGCAAGACCAAGAGAAGGAGAUGAAGGCAACCAGCCAUGGAAAGAAGCACAAGAGUUAUGGCUCUGGCAGGUCAACCAGGUCUACAAGGAGUAAUUUAAAAACAGAUGUGAAAGCGAAGGAGCAGGAAGCGGAGGAUGAGAUGUUUACCUUCAACCUGGAUGAGUUCGUCACGGUGGACGAGGUAGGAGACCAGGCCUCGGCCGCCCAGGAUCCCCUCAAGAAACUGACGGCGGAAGGGAAAUGCAGGGAGCCCUCUCCCAGGCACCACUCAACUCCCUGUGCAGACCCCGCAGCCAAGCGUAGCAGAAUAAUGGAGACCAGGGCUCCGACAGCAGAACGCGGGCCGGGAGAAACCCUGGCAGCCUCCUCCUCCAACAGCGAGCCACAAGACAGGAAAGAGAGCGAGGCUGCGACGACCAGACUGGUCACUCUGGACGAGGUGAGCGAGGGGGAGGAGGGGGAUUACACCUAUGAUGAAGUCAAGGUGCAACCAGGACUCACUGGAGUGAAGGACCCCAAGGUGCUGGUGACUGUGGAUGAGGUGGAGGGAGGAGAGGGAGAAGGAGUGGGAGACCUGCUAGCUCUGGUCACCCUGGAUGAGAUUGUGGACCAGGAGGAGGAUGGAGAUGGGGGAGAAUCUGGGGCCUGUCUUCCUGCUGAGCACUCCCUGGUCACUUUGGAUGAGACGCAAGAUGAGAAGGAAAAUGCCUUGAGGCAAGAGGAGAGCUGUCCUCCCCCCUCUGCAGACACCAGCAAUCUGCCCAAGGGAGGAGACAAGUACACUAUAGAAGACUUGAGCUUUGUCACUGUGGAUGAGCUGGGAGAGGAGGAAGAGGAGAAAGCUCAAGCAACACCACCUGCAGCUAAAGCAGUAAGAAAAUCCAUCCGAGCAAAAACUGGGAGGGCAGCUUCUGAGAUGAAAGAGGAGGAUAUGGAAACAGAGGGAGCCAAGUCUGCAGCAGCGUCUGUGAGCAAUGCUCCUCCUGAGUCUGUGGUAUCAGCACAGGAGAGCGAGACUGGAGAGUGCGCUUCCACUAGAACAAUGACAGAGAACGAAGAAAAAGUGAAAAUUGAACCAGACCCAACGCCUCUGUCUGUGGGCGAGUCCAGCAAUGAACUGCUUGAUAAAACAGAGCCCUGUGAGGAGAUGGCUCUCAUUGAUGCUGAAAAGUGCCUAGAGUCUAAAGUGACAGAGCUGGAGACGAAGCGAGAGGGGAGCCCUGCUGCCAAACAGGAAGCUCUGAUCAAACAAAGAACUGUGGUUGCCAACCAGUCCCCUGCCAUAAAAACAUCUGGGAAAGAUUCCAAGCUCAGAAGAGAUGCAGUUAAGGAAUUGGAAGCCAAACGAGGCCGAUCGGCCUCCCCCCACGAUGAUCGAUUCAAGAUGCCUCCGUUCAGCAAAGACAAUCCCAUUGGCUUGGAGUUUGUGGUCCCAAAGGCAGGAUUCUUUUGCCAGCUAUGCACUUUAUUCUAUGCCAACGAGGAGGUGGCAAAAAAGAACCACUGCAGCAGCCUAAGGCACUAUCAGAAUAUGGGGAAGUACAUGAUGAAGCAGAGAGCGCAAGCCAGCUCAGAGUCAAGCAAAGGAGGAAGUUCAAGUUGAACAUUUCAUUUUUCACUUUUUUUUUUUCUCCCCAAUUCAUUUAUGGGUGCAGAUUAAUGGUGUCACUGUACAUUCAUUUUGGACUGCAGACAUUUUUUUUUGCCAUACAUUAAUGGAGCAGUCUUUUAUUGAAGCACUGUCGGGCUGUUAAUUUGUUUUAGUGCACAAAUGAACAUUCCAUGUACAUUUUUGUAUUUGUUUUGUUUGCCUUAAGCUCUAUAUUGAACACAACAGCAAUCACCUUGCAGUUAUCUCCUUGCGAAGUCCGGUAAUACUUUACAUUGUGUCUCUACUGUGUAUUUACAUAGUAAAUACAUGUGUACUUUAACAAAAUUACAAUGAUAUUGUGCAUAGUUACACUGUACUUAAUGUGUAAAUAUUGUACUAUAUACAGUCAAUUAUCUGAUCUUUGAUCAACCGUACUGUCUAAUCAACUGAAGGCACCUGUAAUCAUGUGGUGAAUUGUGUGGUGUAUUACGCACACAGCUUCUGUUGCUGAAACGGCUAUGAGAUGUCGCUGAUAAAGUACUGAGGCAAAUUAGUUACAGAAUUAUUCAGACUACCAAAACCUCAGGUGGAGCAUUGUGUGCUUUUAAAUUGUUGCAGUUAAGCAAAUUUAAGCAGUCUCCUCGUUCUUGAUUGUUCUUCUAUUUCAUCAGUAAGGGCUGGAGAUCCUGCCUGUUAUUGAGCAGAGAAGAUAUUUUAUUUUAUUCAUUCCAAUUGCACGUUAUUACAAUACCUUAACAGCAAGUAUCAAAGUAUGGAAACAUUUGACUGAAAUAUAAGCUUAAUGAUUCCUAAAUUUCUGUAAUGUCAGUUUUACUGAAUUGUAUUUAAUAUUCAAAAUCUGGUAUAUGGUAUGUUUGAUUUACCUUAACUGCAGGUUUUACUGAAUUGCAUUAAUUAAUGAUUUGUAAAGCUUUGUAAUUUUGUAUGCUUAAUGUGAUAGAACAGGUUACUAGCUAUAAAUCAUCAGUCAGUACUUGUGUGUGUUAACUUUAUUCUAUACAUUUAUUAAAGGUACAGUAAUUAAUACCUGUUUGAUUAUCCAUACAAAUCGAUUAUGCGAACUAGUAUCGGCCCCAAAGUAUCGGUUAAGUCAUGCAAAUCAAUUGACAUGUUAAGUACAUUGUAACUAUGCAUAAUAACAUUGUAAUCAUUUGCAAGUACACAUGCAUUGACUAAACUAUCACAGAAGUACAAAGUAAUUAGAGACAGGUAAUGCAAGUUCUGCCUAGAAUAGCAGUCAUUGCAGCAUGUGUACUCACGUUGUACUUUAGAAUCAGGGUUAACCAGCACCAUCUGUUGACUACAGUAGAAACCUGAUUCACACUUUAUUUUCCCUAUUUCUUACAUUCAGUAUAUUGCUUGCAAUACUCAGUGAACAUGAGUAUUCUAAAGUCAGAAUUUGUGUAUGACUUAAGAAUCCCUCCCACCCCUCUAGUUCAUUUGAUUGCUUCCUCCUAUGAUCUGCACAUCACUGAAGGACAAUGCAUACUUUAUCUGAGAAGCAAUGUGAACUUCAAUUUUACCUUGCUUCAUUGUAAAAGUAAUUUCAUUGGUCUGGUCUGAAAUAAGCUGUUAUUUGUCUUGUCAGUAAUAAAAGUAUUUCCAUAAAUUUAGGAAUUGUAU
Messenger RNA from Polyodon spathula (Mississippi paddlefish), 8205 nucleotides. RefSeq names its product zinc finger protein 638-like. Gene Ontology annotation, cellular component: nucleus. The transcript is spliced from 25 exons. Gene Ontology annotation, biological process: regulation of RNA splicing. Lineage: Eukaryota; Metazoa; Chordata; Actinopteri; Acipenseriformes; Polyodontidae. Gene Ontology annotation, molecular function: mRNA binding; zinc ion binding. The coding region runs from base 490 to 6573 and encodes 2027 amino acids. The record is from RefSeq and is a predicted model, not a curated record.